UGGCUGUUUGUGGUCAUUGGCCCCCCGCCCAGCAGUGCCAAGUGCCACAUGUGCUCCCAGGCGGGUGGGUGUGGCAGCCAGGGAGCAGUGAGACCAGAACAGCGCUGGGAGGCUGGAGCCCGAGCCCGGCAGAGCAGCAGUGGGUCUUGGAGUGUCCCGUCCAGCCCUGACCUUCAGCCCCAGGUGGGGCAUGAGGACGCAGGUGAGGCGCUAAAGACGUUCUCAGCUUUCCGUAAGGGCUCCAUCCCUCGGCUCCUCAGCCCGGACCCUCCAAGGAGUGGGUCAGGGUGCGGCUCCCCACAGCCAGCCAGCCUGGGCUCUGGGAGGUGGCCCCUGUCUCACGCUGAUGCCCCUCCUGGGCGCGCCGGCACCCUGCAGCCCGCCCUCCACGGCAGCAGAGGAGUCUGUCUGAACGCUGCUCUGGUCCUGCCCGUCACCCUCGGGGCCCUCCCAGGCGCUGCUGCUCCUCAGAUGAACAGCCGAGCCCUCUGCCUGCCCCUCGAGGCCCCAGGUGGUCUCCAGCCUCAGCAAGAUCAGCUGCCCCGAGCUCCCAGCAUGCCCGGCUCGGAGGGUCUCUGCCACCCUCCUCCCUGA
Molecule: messenger RNA, 594 nt
Organism: Rangifer tarandus platyrhynchus (Svalbard reindeer)
Lineage: Eukaryota; Metazoa; Chordata; Mammalia; Artiodactyla; Cervidae
Source: the annotation of a GenBank genome assembly